AUGAUCUCGCAACCUAACAAAGGACAACCGUUGACGCGGCUCGCGGCGGAACGGCUUAAACAAAUCUCCUCGGAGGAGCUGACGGAGGAAGCUGGACUUGGUGGCGAUCUCGGGCCGCCUUUGCUGAAGUACGCACAGCUUCAUGCCGGUAACCCCGAAGCAUUUGUCUUCGGCAGUGACAAAGCAAUGUCUGCUGAAACAGCCGCUUUCAUACACGCCGCCCUGUCAAACAGCACAGUUCGUGACGAUAUGCACCUUGACUCAUGCUCGCACAUGGGCUCUAUGGUCAUUGCUGCCAGCUUAGCCAUUGCCCAACGCGAUGGUUGGACCGGUGAGCAACUCAUUCGGGCAAUCGUGGGAGGGUACGAUGUCGGGGCAGCGCUGGGAUAUUCCAUUCGAGGAGGAGGGCAGUUCAACACUCACUUUCGCAGCACUGCUCUGGUCGGCUCGUUCGCUGCGGCGGGGGCUCUCAUUGCAGGUAGUCCACCCGAGCAUGAUGAGGCGGUCAUGCGGAUUUUGUGUUUGGCAAUCAACAUGGUAUGUGGUAUUAACGCAUGGGCACAUACGGGAGGCAGAGAAAUCUAUAUUCAUAAUGGGUCGGCAAGUGCAGCAGCCAUCACCAGCUACGACCUUGGCCGGAACGAAUUCCCCGUGAGUGAUGUCGUCCUCGAAGGCAAGGAUGGCUACUUUGACGCUCUGGGGGUCGAUUCGAACGCCUCUGAUCGCUUCAGAAGCUGGAUUGAAACCUCUCCCCUGGGUAGAGGGAUUCUCGAAACCCAUUUCAAACCUGCAUCCUGCUGCAACUUCACGCAGGCCUCCACCGCCAUUGCUUUAAAAAUGCACAAGGACUUCCAGGCCAAAACCGCGAAUGCAGAUGAGAUCUCCAAAAUCCACAUCACCACAACGCCCGGUGCACUCGCUUACCCUGGGUGCGAUGACGCCGGGCCACUCUCCAGCAAAACCAGCGGGAAACUUAGUAUCCAGUUUGGCGUCGCCGCAGGCCUCGUCUUUGGCCGCUUCGACGAUGGCACGUCAACAUGCGUCGACGACCCAGUGGUCAAUUCCCUCAUGGGCAAAAUGUCCGUGUCUACAAACCAAGAAUUCGAAAAGAGCUACGAAGAGGGCUUGCAACCCGCCAAAAUUGAGAUUUUCUUCAGGGACGGCACUGUGAUCACCGAGGCGGCACCAGAUGUGCCCUGGUUGGACGGACCGGCAGUUACGAGGAGGUUUCUUGCAGAAAUUUCUCCAUGGUUGCCGGUGGAGAGAGCGCAGAUAUUGGUCGAUCGGUGUCGAGAUCUGGGGAAUGUUAGCGAUGCCGGACGCAAGCUGCUCGUGGUCUAG
This is a messenger RNA of Fonsecaea nubica, 1341 nucleotides long. RefSeq lists its product as hypothetical. The transcript has 3 exons. Bases 1 to 1341 code for a protein of 446 amino acids. Lineage: Eukaryota; Fungi; Ascomycota; Eurotiomycetes; Chaetothyriales; Herpotrichiellaceae. The record is from RefSeq and is a predicted model, not a curated record. Gene Ontology annotation, molecular function: lyase activity.